Messenger RNA from Naegleria fowleri, 1053 nucleotides. RefSeq lists its product as uncharacterized. The record is from RefSeq and is a predicted model, not a curated record. The transcript is spliced from 2 exons. The coding region runs from base 1 to 1053 and encodes 350 amino acids. Lineage: Eukaryota; Heterolobosea; Eutetramitea; Acrasida; Naegleriidae. Gene Ontology annotation, molecular function: kinase activity; ATP binding.
AUGCUUCCUCCUUCCUCGCUUGAUCCUUCUUCUUCUGGCGCUGUGGUGAUGAUCGUCAAUAUCAAUGGAGCCACUUGCAGUGGAAAAUCUACGCUUGCAGAAGAAUUAUGUCAAAGAUUUAAUUCGCCUAUUGAACCUAUUGGCCAAGAUUGUUUCUUGAAUCGCAACAUUCCGAUAUUUAAAAAGAAGGUUGAACUUUCCGAUGAUGAUCAUCAUAUUCACGAGAAAUUACAACAACCAUCCAACCAUCAACAAACUGAUUUAUCAAGAACAUCCAUGGACUCUUAUCGAGAGUGGCCAAAUUUUGAGUGUGAGCAGAGCAUUAAUUUUGUUCAAUUUGAGCAUGUCAUUAAAACUGCAAGAGAUAUCAUUCUGACCUCACAUCAAGACCUUCAACAAAUGAAAAGAAAAUUUAUGGAAUUUGGCUAUACGUGUUGGAAUGAAAAAUUUGCGACCUCUCAAACCUUGAUCAUUUCAAAUGUGAAGGUUUAUGUCAUUUUCGUCGAAGGAUUUUUAUCAUGCUGUGAUUUUAAUUUAAUUUGUAAUUUAUUUGAUAUUAAUAUUUAUUUAAAUGCCACCAAAGAUUUGUGUCUUAAAAGGCGAUCACAGAGAGAUGCUAAAAGAGAUGUAUCAAACGUUUCAAAAGAAUUUAUAUUGUGGUUUAAUGAACUUGUUUGGCCAUUUCAUGAGCUAUAUAGAACUCGACAACUUUCCAAUAUCAUCAAAUCAGGAAAACCAUUUUUGUGUGUCAAUUCAAAUGAUGAUAUUGAGGAAAUUCAACAAAAGAACAAAGAAAAAUUAUUGGACAAGGUUUCUACUUUCAUUAAGGGCUUGUUGAAGCACAAAGGAGGAGAAGACUCCCUCCAUUGUUGUAGGUACCCAACAAGAGAUGGUGAGACCUCUCAUUGUGACCAUCAAUUUGCUGAAACGAACAAGAUGAUCAUCAAUCCACUCCUCCAUCACAAUCUCCCAGAAUGGUUUGAUGUGAACAUGAACCAUGAACAAAGUGAAAAAGAGUUGGAGCAAUUCUUAUUCUCUCAUCAUGUAAAGUGA